UUAUAUGUAAGUCAGUGUGAACACCUACUUGUGUGAACGUACCACUGCUGUGACCACCAUGUAGGGAUUGAAGACAACCUCUCCCAUCACUUCCAGAUUUGCUUAGACUGAUAGGAAUUGGCAGUCUAAGCGUUGGUGCUAAUUAUUAUUUGCGGUAUACUGGUGUACAUUAAUUAGUAGAUAACCAAUCAAAAUGUCCGUCUCACGUCGUGGAGGGGAGGAGCUGUCCCUUUUUAGGAUUCCUCCCUACUACUACCUCCAUGUCCUUGACCAGAAUCUCAAUGUCACCCGUCUGGAGAUUGGACCCCAGACCUACAUCCGACAGGAUAAUGAAAGGGUGGUGUUUGGUCCCGAGAAGAUGAUCACUGUGCCCCCAAGGCAUUACUGUGUGAUCGAGAACCCCCAUGUCCGAGAUAAGGACAGCAAGGUUGUGCUGGACAACAGUGGUCAAGCCAAGCUACUUCACGCUGACCAAGAGAUCCGUCUUGCACAGGACCCUUUCCCUCUCUACCCUGGAGAAGUCUUGAAGCAGGUUGUAACACCCCUGAAAGUUGUGAACGCCAACUCCGCCUUGCGUUUGAGAUCGAUCCUUGACUUUGAGUCCGAGGGUGAUGAAAAAAGGACAGCUGGUGAUGAGUGGUUAUUCGAGGGGCCCGGGACCUACAUCCCUCGUAAGGAAGUGGUGAUUGAUGAGACAAUUCGCGCUACAGUGAUUCGUUCAAACCAGGCGAUUCGUCUUCGGGCACGUAAAGAGACCAUUGACCGUCAAGGAACUCCUCGAGUGACUGGUGAGGAAUGGCUGGUCAAGAAGACUGGAGCUUACUUGCCUGGGGCAUACGAGGAAGUCGUCGACAUUGUCAACGCUUUUGUCCUCACAGACAAGAAAGCUCUUCACAUGAGGUCACUUAGGACUUUUAAGGAUGACUUUGGUGUGGUGAGGAAAAAUGGAGAGGAAUGGCUUAUCACCAUGACGGAGACAGAAACACACAUCCCAAAUGUCUACGAGGAGGUUGUUGGAGUGGUCUCCAUCACAACUUUGACGUCCCGUCAGUAUUGCGUUAUUUUGGAUCCCUGUGAUGACUCCGGACGGCCACAGCUCGGUCGCAAGAGGUUGGUCAAGGGAGAAAAAUCCUUCUUCCUCCUGCCUGGUGAGCGCCUGGAAAGAGGCAUUCAGAACAUUUAUGUUCUUGGUGAGGAAGAAGGCCUUAUUCUUAAGGCAACAGAAACAUUUAAGGACUUAGACGCAGAGGAGGACCGUCGUCCUGGAGACAGGUGGAUGAUCCGAGGGCCAAAGGAAUAUGUACCACCCACAGAGGUGGAGGUCGUCCUGAAGAGACGUGCAAUCCCAUUGGACGAGAAUGAGGGUAUCUAUGUCCGGGAUAUCAAAAGUGGAAAGGUGCGUGCUGUUACUGCAGAGACUUAUAUGCUGAACCAUGAUGAGGAACUCUGGGAGAAGGAACUCCCUCCUGCAGUCGAGACCCUCCUUGCCCAAGGAAAGGAUCCUCUGGCUGAUAGGGGUACAAGGGGAUCGAGUUCUGAGACCUUAAAGUCUCGGGACAAGACGAAGGUCGUGACCUUCCGUGUACCACACAAUGCUGCAGUGCAAAUAUAUGAUUACAAGGAGAAGAAAGCCAGAGUUGUGUUUGGUCCCGAGCUGGUCAUGCUUGGCCCUGACGAACAAUUCACACAGCUGAGUUUGUCUGGUGGCAAACCAAAGAAACCCAAUUCUAUUAAAUCUCUCUGUCUGUUGCUGGGCCCCGACUUCAUGACUGAUAUCAUCGUCGUAGAGACAGCUGACCAUGCUCGACUCAGCCUCCAGUUAUCAUACAACUGGCACUUUGAGAUUAAGGACAAGGCGCAGGUCGCUGAUGCCCACAAAAUCUUCAGUGUGCCAGAUUUUGUUGGCGAUGCCUGCAAGGCAAUUGCAUCCAGAGUGCGAGGAGCUGUCGCUCAAGUACAGUUCGACGACUUCCACAAGAACUCAGCCAGGAUUAUCAGAUCUUCCGUGUUUGGUUUCGAUGAAAAAGACAAAGUGCGAGACCAGUUUGUAUUUAACCAGAACUGUCUAAUGAUUACAAGCAUAGAUAUCCAGUCUGUCGAACCCGUCGACCAGAGGACACGCGACGCCCUGCAGAAGUCUGUCCAGCUUGCCAUUGAGAUUACCACCAACUCCCAGGAGGCCACAGCUAGACACGAAGCUGAACGUCUCGAACAGGAAGCCAAGGGUCGUUUAGAAAGACAGAAGAUUAGCGACGAGGCUGAGGCUGAAAAGUCCCGUAAAGAACUGCUGGAACUCCAGGCCAACAGUGCCGCUGUGGAAAGUACUGGUCAGGCAAAGGCAGAGGCUCAGUCCCGUGCUGAGGCUUCGAGAAUUGAGGGAGAGGCAGCUGUUGAGCAGGCUAAACUCAAGGCCAUGGCAAUGAAGAUUGAAGCUGAGUCCGAGCUGGAAAGACUGACCAGCGCUCGGGAGGCUGAACUGAAAUACAUUCGUGAGCAGAAUGACAUGGAGCUCAACAAAUCCAAAGAAAUGUCCCACAUUGAAACAGAGAAGUUUAAGAACAUGGUGGACGCUAUUGGAGCCAACACACUCCAGUCCAUUGCUGUGUCUGGUCCGGAGAUGCAGGUCAAGAUGUUGACUGCCCUUGGGCUGAAAUCUACGCUCAUUACAGAUGGCAGCAGUCCGAUCAACCUGUUCAACACGGCCAACGGAUUGAUCGGAGGUCAGCUGCUACCCGCUAAAAGGCGUCAUGCUCCAGGCGACUCUGAUGAGGAGGAUUAAAGGGCAGAGAACUCUGAGUAACUCCUAUGAGAUUUGACUUCGUUGGUUUGUGUGAUAGCAUGAAUACGAGUUAGUGAAACUCUUGUUCGAUGCGAUUAGUAACAUUGGCUGAAUCCUAUUUACCAUAUUUCUAUUGUUGUGCUCUACAAUCAAUUUGUAGGUUGUAUCAAACAAGCAUCAGAUGACCAUUUACAGGGUUGGUAUGAUUGAAGGCUCUUGUGGCCUACACUCAGAAUAUAUCUGUAUUGCUGGGACCAUAAACAAACUGAGGGUUUCGAGUUGUUUACAGUCACAUACAUGUAAUUAUAUGGAUGUUUGUUUGUGAAUUAGGACAUUGGGGAACAAAAAAUACUUUCAUAAUUUAUUCAAAAAUACAUGUAUAUCUUUUCAUUAUAGACUGACACACCCUUAGUGUUAUUAUAACUUAUUAAGAAAUCUGUGUAUUAUUUAAUAGAAAAUCCUUUAUGAUUUUUUUUAUGCUUAAUUGAUCAAUUGUAUCCUUAUUAUUUCUAAGGACUUGUAAAACAGACGAGUUGUGAGCCUAUUUAAAAAUUUAUCUCAUGCAUUUAUAAAUUCAAGGUAUAUAAUACUAUAUAUAUAUAUAUAUCCUUGUUAUAUUUGUAUAUAACAGUUAUUCAUUAUAUCAUUUGAUUUUGUACUUCUCAUUCAGAUUUUUAUCAUGGAAACAUAUUUAGGGUAAAUGUACACAUGCGGCUAUACCAAGUGCAAUUACAUUAUAUGGUGAGCGUAUAAAGCAUGUGUGAUAACCUAGUGUUUAAUUUCAUGUUGAUAUUUCAGACAAAUUUGUUUGAAACAAAUCCCUCCUCUUUAGCCGUGGAAUUGGAGCGUUGCUUGUUUAAUUUUAAAACUUUAAAAUGAUAAAUGUGACGGACACUGCAAUAUACUUCCGCAGCUAAAGUGGAAGGGUCAAUGUGAUUACCUAGUGUUAAAUUUCAUUUUCAUUCUUUAAAAAAAAAUGUACAGAACAAAUGUGUAUAUAGAACGCCAAUAACCUUACUGCAACUUACAACUGCUUUCAUGUAUUAAUUAAUAUUGUAUUUUAUUUGUGAAUAUUCUGUUAGCAAAUUUCAUACAUGACAGUGCUGACAAGAUUUGAUGUUGUUUACUGGUUUGAAGUUGUUUUUCUUUUGAUAUUGUUUUUCUACAAACUUAGACCAUUGCGUUUUCUCUGUGAUAGAUUCAAUGUACCACAAUCUAACAUAAUAUUUAUUCAUAUCAAAGAAGUUGAGAAACUUUAUGUAGUUCUUCAAAACUUGUCCGUCUUCACUCCGAUUGUGAGUGCAGAAAUGGAUAACAUCUGUUAACUAAAUAUUUCUUGUUUUUGUGAAUCCUAUUAAACUUGAUACAAAAUUUA
Messenger RNA from Pecten maximus, 4154 nucleotides. RefSeq names its product major vault protein-like. Gene Ontology annotation, cellular component: nucleus; cytoplasm. Bases 194 to 2779 code for a protein of 861 amino acids. The record is from RefSeq and is a predicted model, not a curated record. The transcript is spliced from 10 exons. NCBI's taxonomy places the organism in Eukaryota, Metazoa, Mollusca, Bivalvia, Pectinida, Pectinidae.